UCUGGCCAAUAGUGGUUCUCUUGACGUGAGAUAUCUCUCAAAAUGGUGAACGUUCCAAAGAACCGCCGCACAUACUGCAAGAAGUGCAAGAAGCACAUGAACCACAAGGUCACCCAGUACAAGGCUGGUAAAGCUUCACUCUACACUCAGGGUAAGAGGCGUUACGACAGGAAACAGAUGGGAUAUGGAGGACAGACCAAACCUAUCUUCCGAAAGAAGGCCAAGACCACCAAGAAGAUUGUACUGAGGAUGGAAUGCACAGACUGUAAAUUCCGCAAGCAGCUUCCCAUCAAGAGGUGUAAGCACUUCGAGCUGGGAGGAGACAAGAAGAGGAAGGGACAAAUGAUCCAGUUUUAGAUGCGCACCACCCAGAGAGUACCAACCUGCCUUCUUGCGUUCACUUCACCUCAUACUCAAAGAUGAUUCCUCAUCCUCUCAACCAUACAAACACUUCGGAUCUGUCCCACCUGUGGUCAUCACCAACAGUGAGCUUAUCUCUGUCCUUGGGCGCCAUCUUUACAUCGUCUCUCCAGAGCGAAAAGGGUGUUAACUCUGUCUUAAAGUACAUGACGUUAAUGCCUUUCUUGCUCCAACCAGAUGACCUCUCUAGUGGUUAUAAAGAUAAGCAGCUUUUUGAGGGCACUUUGUAAUCCAUUUGGAGAUGUCUACAUUGCUUUAGAGAGGUAGAAUGAACCCAUCAGAAGCUAUGGACAGAAAGAGGUGGACAGUAAAUACUCCAAGAGAACUCUCACCAUAUUGAAUGCAGAUAAAUCUCACAAAAUCUGUAAACAACAUCUUGGAACAAUGAAUAAAUUUGCAGAUUAUUCGCCACAAAAA
Strongylocentrotus purpuratus (purple sea urchin) is the source of this 837-nucleotide messenger RNA. Its product is annotated as 60S ribosomal protein L44. Bases 43 to 357 code for a protein of 104 amino acids. The transcript has 5 exons. Lineage: Eukaryota; Metazoa; Echinodermata; Echinoidea; Camarodonta; Strongylocentrotidae. Gene Ontology annotation, molecular function: structural constituent of ribosome. Gene Ontology annotation, biological process: translation. Gene Ontology annotation, cellular component: cytosolic large ribosomal subunit; ribosome. The record is from RefSeq and is a predicted model, not a curated record.